Molecule: messenger RNA, 2283 nt
Organism: Plasmodium gallinaceum
Lineage: Eukaryota; Apicomplexa; Aconoidasida; Haemosporida; Plasmodiidae
Product: conserved Plasmodium protein, unknown function
Exons: 2
Coding region: 1-2283 (760 amino acids)
Molecular function (GO): RNA binding
Source: RefSeq, a predicted model, not a curated record
AUGGCUUCAAAAGUAGAUAAAAAAAAAAAGUCAAAGACUAAAUUAAAUUCUGAAUUAAGCAAAAAAAAAGAUUUGAAAAAUAAAUUAGAAGAAAACUAUGAUAAUAAAAACGAUAGCAAAUCAACAGUAUCCACUGCAGUUGAUUCUGAAGCAAAAUUUCAGGUUUCAAACGAUAACUUAAGUAAAAAAAAGAAUAAGAAAAAUUUGAAUACUGGUAAUUUACAUCAAAAAAAUUUCAAAAUUAAUGAAAUUGAAAAAAAAAAUGAAAGUAAAAAGCAAAAACAAAACAAAAAAAAAGCAAAGAUAGAAAAAAAAAAUGUAUCAGAUUUAUCAAAUGACAAUAACAAAGAAGUAAUUGAAAAAAAAAUAAAUGAAAAAGAGAAAAAUAAACAUGAUUCAAGUUCAAGUUCAAGUUCAGAUUCAGACUCAGACUCAGACUCAGAUUCAGAUUUAAACGUUAAAAGCGAAGAUGUAUUAAAAAAAAAAAAUGACUCAUCUGAAGUUAAAAAAGAAGAAAAAAAAUUAGAAAAAAAAAAAUCAGAUUCAGACUCGGACUCAGAUUCAGAUUCAGACUCAGAUUCCGACUCAGACUCAGAUGAAGAAGAAAAGGAGAAGGAAAAAGAAAAAGCAGAAAAAAAAAAAAUAGAAAAGAAAAAAGUAGAAAAGAAAAAAAUAGAAAAGAAAAAAGCAGAAUCUGAAUCAGAUUCAGACUCAGACUCAGACUCAGACUCAGAUUCAGAUGAAGAAGAAAAGGAGGAGGAGAAGGAAAAAGAAGAAAAAAAAAAAGUAGAAAAGAAAAAAGCAGAAUCUGAAUCAGAUUCAGAUUCAGAUUCAGACUCGGACUCAGACUCAGACUCAGACUCAGAUGAGGAAGAAGAAAAAAAAGAAAAGGAAAAAGCAGAAUCUGAAUCAGAGUCAGACUCUGAAGAAUCAGAGAAAGAGAAAAAAAAAAAAAUUGAGAAAGAAAAAAAAAAGAAAAUAGAAAAGAAAGAAGAAAAAGUAGAAGAAAAAUUGAGUUCAGAUUCAGAUGAAUCAGAUAAAGAAAAUGAAGAGAAAAAGGAAAAAAAGAUGGGAAGUGAAAAAGUAGUAGAAAAAUCUGAAUCAGAUUCAGAUUCAGAUUCAGAUUCAGAUUCAGAUUCAGAUUCGGAUUCAGACGAAUCAGAUGAAGAGAAGGAGAAAAAAGAGGAAAAAGUGGAAAAAAAAGAAAAUAUAGAAAAAUUAGAAAAAGAAGAAUCAAGUUCAGACUCAGACUCAGAUUCAGAUUCAGAAUCGGAAGAAUCAAAUGAGGAAAAAGAAAGUAAAGAAAAAGUACAAAAAGUAGAAAAAGAAGAUUCAGAGUCAGAAUCAGAUUCAGAUUCCGAUUCAGAUGAAGAAAAAGAAGAAAAAGAAGAAAAAAAUAUUUCUGAUAAAAUUAACAAGGAAGUUGAAGAGAAAAAAGAAUUAAAUGGAAUAGAAGGAAAAAAUAAAAGAAAAAAUGUAAAUGAAAAUGUAAAUAAAGAAAAAAAUAAAAAGCAAAAGAUGAACAACAUAGAAUAUGAACAGAAUUUCAAUGAACAUAUGAAAGAGGAAUUUAUAGUAACCUUGCUCAAUAUAAGCAGAAAUACAAAAGAAGGGGAUUUAAAAAAUUUUUUAAAAGAUUUGUUAGAUGAACAUUUCAAUGAAGAUAAGAUUUUUAUACAUAUCAAUGCUUAUAAUAAUAGUGCAUAUAUUUAUUGCUCAGAUAGAAAUAUAAAAGAUAAACUUUUAUCAAAAAAUAAUGAAUAUUUUGAAGGGGUUCCUAUAAAAUUUCUUGAAAAUCCUAAUGUAUCAAGCAAAAUAAUUCUUUAUCAUACUAGUAAAAAUACAACGCAAGAUGAUGCUAGAAGAAUGUUUGAAAAAUAUGGAAACAUAGUUGAAGUUUAUUUUACUAAUAAUAAACCAAAAUUUUUUGUUGUAUUUGAUAAUCUUGAAAGUUGCAUAAAAUCUUUAGAACAAGAUGGUUGCCUUUUGAAUGAAAAUUUUAUUCAUGUCUCAUUAACAUUAAAUAAUGGUCAAAUGGACAAUAAUAAUAAUAAUAACAAUAAUAAUAAAAAAUUUAAUUAUAACAAUGGAUUAAAUAAGAAAAGAUCAGGAAAAGGUUUUUCAGGCAACAAUUUUGGGAAUUAUAAUAAAUUUAAUAAUAAAUUUAGUAAUGGAAAUAAUAAUGGAAAUAAUAAUGGUAAUAAUAAUGGUAAUAAUAAUAAUUAUAACAACAAAUUUAAUUCUAAACCAUUUAAUAAUUUUAAAAAUAAAAAAAAUUUUUAA